AAUCACUCAUCUCCACAAUGGACCUCUCCAUAAUGGGACCCUCCCUAAUAGAUCCUUUUAUCCCCAUAAUGGACUCUUCUCUAUCAAAACUCUUCCAACUAGUCCUUCAAAAUAUCUAGAAACCUCUGCAUUGGAAAAACUGUAGGCUUUCCUAUCGAAAACUGCAAACAUUUCAGAGUCCCUAAGCAUUAUACCUAUGUUCAAGCUUGACCCGAGUGACGUCCCCGAAGGAUGGACAACUGACCCCGAAGAAAUGGACUACAAGGAUGAAUGGGCUGCGAAUGAUAGCAUGGGCCAGCGACUCGCCCGUGGAAGAAAGCUAGGAGACAAAACCUAUCCCAUCAUAAAUGGAUUGGAGGGAGCUCCUCCCUAAAUGUGCUUUGUUUGGUGAAGGCAACUGAAACGUUCAUAAUAGUAUUUAUUAAAUUAAUGAAACGAGUACCGAAUGCAUAUUUAUUUGAUGUGAUGUUGAUGUUAUAUAUCAUUUGUUAUCAUGUGAGAGAGUUGUUUUCAAUUCCCCGGACUCCCG
Aspergillus glaucus CBS 516.65 is the source of this 529-nucleotide messenger RNA. RefSeq lists its product as uncharacterized. The transcript has 2 exons. Bases 197 to 373 code for a protein of 58 amino acids. The record is from RefSeq and is a predicted model, not a curated record. Lineage: Eukaryota; Fungi; Ascomycota; Eurotiomycetes; Eurotiales; Aspergillaceae.